AUGAAUUCAUAUAUUAUCUUUUUGACUUUUUAUUUGUUAUUAUCGAAAACUCAAACACAAUUUAAUCUGUAUUAUACACAUUAUGCAAAUGACACUAAUUGGUACUACGAUUGCUUGUAUUAUAAAGCGCUAGAUCCUAUAGUGAAGCUAAACGUAAAAACAGAUUAUCGAAUUCCAUAUCAAAUUAUUCAAUAUUGUAUUCGUCCAACUGAAAGUCAAAACAAGGAUCAUAAAACACUGAUAAACGGAAGUAUUUUGUCAGUAUUUACAUUCGGAGAAUUGAGCAAGCAAAAUAUCAGUACUUCAGAUUUAUUGUCAUGGUCAGCGCCAGUUGAUUUGAUCGAACGAUAUGAACAGUAUAUAGCAACGUUAAAUUCAUCUUUGGAAUCCGAAGAGUUUUACAAUUGUACAUCAUCAUGGUUUGGAUCUUUUUGUCAGUAUACAUUUAAUUUGGAUGCUACUUUUGACAAUAUUGUAAAACAAACUUUUGAAGCAAAAUAUACAAAAGAUUGUGAUUUACGUCUUAUAUUACCUAGGAUUACUAAUAUGACCUGUUAUGAACAUUUGAAAUGUAAUCGAGGACCAACACCUAUGUGCCUCGACUGGCAUGAAAUAUGUGAUGGACAAAUUCAUUGUAUAGGAUCUGGAGUUGAUGAAACCAAUUGUUUUGAACUUGAAAAAAAUGAAUGCGAAAACGAUCAGUAUAGAUGUCACAAUGGAAUGUGUAUACCGGAACAGUUUUUAAAUGAUGAUCCGGUCUAUCCAGAUUGUCUGGAUGUUUCAGAUGAACACUUUUACAGUAAAGCAGUUGAUCAAUGUAAGGAUUUGCACGAGUGCCUGGUGGAUCCGACAUUUCGAUGCGAAGAUGUUAAUUACCCUAUCGAUUUUUUGCUUACACAACGUCGUUCUAGGCCAUCUAAACAACAUGGAUUUAACACUCAGAACAAAGAGGAGUUUCUGGCAAUGCUUCACACGUUUGACAAUCGACGUCAUAUUACUUUCGAUCACUCAAUACUAUUGAACCAAGAACAUACCAACUUAACGUAUGAAUGUUGGCUCUUAAUGAGCUGUUUAACAUUUGGAAGAUUCACUGAUAUGUGUGAUACAGUAUGUAGUACGCGAUUUUGUUAUUUAAGAAUUCAAAGUAGGUGUAACACUACAGCUUACGUCAUUUUUCCAACAAUGCCCGUUUUCCACGGUCAUGUACUAUUCGGAUAUUGGACAGAAACAAUAGUUCCUUACCAUAAUAUAAUAGAUCGACCAAUGAUAAAGCCAGAUUUUUUAUGUUAUGAUGUGCAACGUUGCCCAUUCUUUCCAUAUCAUUUUAAAAUUGAUAACUACACAUGUAUAGAUAACCGUACGAUUGAUCUUUCAGACUGGGAUUAUAUUAGAGGAUACUUUUAUCGGUGUUUGACUAUUGAUCAAAGUGGUAAUGAAACUCAUUGCAUUCAUUCCUCCUUAUUUCAUUGUCCUGGCACAUCAAAAUGCAUUUCAAAACAUCGAUUAGUUGAUGGAAUUAGUGAUUGCUUUGAAAAGACUGAUGAAACAUACAACGAUUCAUGUAAACUAAAUCACAAACAUCGUUUCCGUUGUUCAUCAGAGAACAAAUGUAUAUCACCUAUUCUCGUACAAGACCGUGUCGGCAAUUGUUAUGGCAAAGAAGACGAAACGGUGCCUAUGUACAACAAACUAUUUUAUGAAAACUUAUGUAACGGAUAUACCCAUAAUUUGCCGAUACUUGUCAAUGGACAAAACGAAACUGAUGAAACUAAUUGUGAACAAUGGCCAUGUAAUAAUCUAUAUACACGAUGUGAUGGUGCUUGGACUUGUUUAAAUGGAGCUGAUGAACUCAACUGCAAUCCAUUAUCGAAAUGCUAUCCCGAUUACCAUGAAUGUAUAUCUCCCACCACUUUUGACAUAAUAUGUUUACCACUUAAUCAAAGUAAUGAUGGAAAAAUGGAUUGUCUUGGUGGGACUGAUGAACGAGGGUAUUGCCGAAAUCUUUAUCCAGGGUUUUUUUUCAGUAAUUACCACUGUUGGAAUGAAACAAAAUGUCAUAUAAGCGAUUGCGCGGGUCCAAGGGCUUGUUUCUUCGAAAAAGAUACCGGUUUCGAGCAAGUAUGCAAUACAAAUCAAAGCAUCAAAGCCAUAGUGAAGAGUUUAGACAUAGACGGUCAUUUGAUAAGGCCUCCGACACAUCCAGCAGACUCAUAUAGUUUUCCCAGGUAUAAAUAUUUCACCUUGCACUCAUCGGAUUAUUUCCCAUUAAAACCGACACAUACAUCAUUAACACAGAUGGACAAGAUCUUUUAUCAAUCCGACGAACAUGUCUUAAAAAAAAACACACAGUUGUCAGUCAUACAAUAUGGAUCUGAAGUAUUAAAUAAAAUAAUAGACUUUCGUCGAGCUUGGAUUUGCAAUCGGGGUGUUCUAGUUUAUGUCGGUACAGAACUUGCUGAACAUUGUCUUUGUCCGCCAAGUUAUUAUGGUGAUCGAUGUCAAUUUCAAAGCCAACGAGUUAGUCUUACUGUCAAAUUUCGUAAAGAAUGUACACUCAAUUGUCAUGGAGUUUAUGGUAUUGUUUUAACUCUUAUCGAUCAGAAUCAUACUACGUAUUCAUACGAACAACUAACAUAUAUUCCAACGAAUAAUUGCACUAUGAAAUAUAAUUUAUACUUUCUAUAUGGACCACAUUCAAAAGAUAUGACAAAGAACUAUACAGUCGAUAUUCAUGCUUAUAAUAAGGCUGAUCUUACUUAUUAUACAAGUUGGACAUUGCCAGUUCAGUUUCCCUUUCUCCCAGUCAAUCGUAUGGCUGCUUUUCUAAUUAUUCCACCAUAUACGAUGGAUAUUUUUGAUAACUGUACACUUGAAUGUGGUAACCAUGGUCAUUGUGCUGUUUACACAAAUAACAAAAAACAAUUUUGUCGUUGUGAUCCAGGUUGGACAGGUCUACAAUGUACAAUUGAAAAUAUUAAUUGUGAUUGUUCAUCAGAUUCACUUUGUAUUGGCAUUGUAAACGAUCGAUCGAUUUGCUUGUGUCCACUUCAUAAAACUGGUCCUCGAUGUUACGUUCGCCCUAUGUGCCAGCACGAUUCAUGUAAAAAUGGCGGUCAGUGUAUAUCAAAAGAGGAUCCAGAGUCGUUAAGUGCUUUGAAAUGCAUGUGUGCACCAGGCUUUCGUGGAACGACAUGUGAAUUUAAAGAUGCCCAGAUUGAAUUAUCAUUUCAUGAUGUUGAAAUCCCUCAAUCUGUAUUGCUUUAUUUGAUUGCCGUUCAAGUAGACAAUGAUCCCGUGAUUAUUAUGAGUUCAAAGAAGAUUCGUCUUGAUCAGUAUAAAACAAUACUGUUUACAGCAUUGUUGUCCAAUCUCAUUUUUGCUCGAAUUCAUGAUGAAUAUUACCUUUUAUAUAAAGAAGUAAAGGCCAAAUAUUCACCUUUUCUCGCUAUUGAAAUAAAAUCUUCUCAACAAUGCUUGCCAAUUGAUACAUUCCUAGACAAACGUACAGUUGCCUUUCCGUUAUUGCGUCGAGCUAAAUACUAUCAUGUUAUUUGCAAGAAUCAUCGUCAAUUAACUUGUUUAUAUGAUAAAGAAGCGUUUCUGUGUUUAUGUAACAAUGAUCGAUUUGCUAACUGUUUUUAUUUUAAUUUUACCGAAGAAUUGAGCUGCCAAGGACAGAAUCAUUGCGAGAACGAUGGUAAAUGCUUUCAAGACGAUCCAUACUGUCCGACGAGCACUAUGUGUGCAUGCAAUGAAUGUUAUUUUGGUGGACAAUGUCAAUUUACAACAAAAGGAUCUGUUCUUUCGCUUGAUACUAUUCUUGGGUAUCAAAUUCGUCAACACCUUUCGGUUUCUCAUCAGUCUACUCCAGUCAAAGUGAGUAUUGGUAUUACAUCAUUAAUGCUGUUCAUAGGUCUUGUUAGUGGUAUAUUGUCGGCGAUGACGUUCAGUUCAAAAAACGUUCGAGAAGUUGGUUGUGGAUUAUAUCUUUUUGCUUCAUCUAUUCUUUCAAUUAUCACCACUAUUAUUUUGACUGUUAAAAUUUGGUUACUGAUUAUUACUCAAUCUCUAUGGGUUACAAAUCAUAUCAUUCUUUUGAUCAAUUGUAAUUCAAUAGAAUUUAUACUUCGAUGUUUACCAGCUAUUGGAGAUUGGUUGACUGCAUGCGUAGCUAUUGAAAGAACGUUUGUGAUAAUAAACGGUGUAAAUUUCAAUAAAAAGAGAAGCAAAGAAAUUGCUCCGUGGAUUAUUGUCGGAGUAAUCAUCUUUUGUUUUGCUAGUGGUAUUCAAGAUCCAAUACAUCGAAAAUUAAUACAUGACAAAGAAGAAGAGAGAACAUGGUGUAUUGCACGAUAUUCAUUGAAACUGCAAAUUUAUGAUUCUACUAUACAUCUUGUUCAUUUUAUUAUUCCAUUUUCUAUUAAUCUUAUCUCAGCGAUUCUAAUCAUUAUAUUAGAAGCUCGAACACACUCGAAUGCUCGUAAAAAGCAACCGUAUAAACAAUAUUUACGAGAGCAGUUUCGAGAGCAUAAACAUCUUAUUAUUAGUCCAUGUGCACUUGUUAUUAUCGGUGUACCUCGUCUUAUAAUCUCAUUUCUAUCUGGAUGCAUGAAGUCUCUUCGUAAUCCUUGGCUAUUUCUCUUUGGAUAUUUUAUUUCAUUUUUACCAACAUUAUUAAUUCCUCUCCUUUAUUUACUUCCUUCAAAGACUUAUACGAAAGAAUUGCAAAUUGUUGUUCGACGGUGUCUACAUCGAAAUUAA
Messenger RNA from Adineta steineri, 4761 nucleotides. The record is from the annotation of a GenBank genome assembly. NCBI's taxonomy places the organism in Eukaryota, Metazoa, Rotifera, Eurotatoria, Adinetida, Adinetidae.